UGGUAACAGAAAUUAACAUUAGUCUGUUUACUUUGUUUACUUAUUCCUGUUAACGUGUUUCUCUGUCUCUCUGUUUGUGAGAAUAGAAAAUCACAAUUAACAAUUGAUUCUAUUCUAAUUUGAUUGUGUGUUAACUGUGACAAUGUCUCAACAUCAUGUUAAACCAUCGGCCACAAUUAAGGAUCGUGAAGCUUUGUACAAAUUGAUGAUCAGUCAACUGUUUUAUGAUGGAUACCAAUCAAUUGCUCAUCAAUUGUCCGCUGUCAUCCAAGUAACUUUGGCAUCACCGCCAUCAGACCGUCUUAAUCAUUUGGUUAAUUUAGGAUUAGAGGCAGAGGGAAAAGCCAAAGAUCAGGAAUCGCUUCUUGCCCCACCUUUACCUGGAAUUGAUUUAGACUUUGAAACUGAAUCACAUACCUCAGCCCCUGAACCAAGUUCAUAUGAGACAGUCUAUGUAACUGCACAUAAAGGUCCUUGUCGAGCUGGUGCAUUCAAUGUUGAAGGUACUUUAGUUGCCACCGGUUCUCACGAUGCCUCUAUCAAGAUAUUGGAUGUGGAAAAAAUGAUCGCCAAAAGUAUUGGUACUAUUCCCGAAGAUCCUCAGUCUAAUCAAACACCCGAAGCUUAUCACCCAGUUAUACGCACUUUAUAUGACCAUUUGGAGGAAGUUACUUGUCUCCUUUUCCAUCCAACGGAACCAUUACUUAUCUCUGGAUCACAAGAUUUAACAAUUAAAAUCUAUGAUUUUGGUAAACCAUCGGUUAAACGAGCUCUUAAAACGAUAACCGAAGCUUCAUCGCUAAGGUGUAUGUCAUUUCAUCCCUCUGGUAAUUUCUUGUUAGUUGGUACUCAACAUCCGACUGCUCGUUUAUAUGAUAUUCAUACUUGUCAGGGUUACGUUGGUCCCAAUCCAGCUGAUCAACAUCGUGGGCCAAUAACUGCCUGUAAUUACAGUUUCAAUGGAGGAAUUUAUGUAACUAGUUCAAAAGACGGUGACAUUAAGAUCUGGGAUGGAGUCUCUUCGAGGUGUAUCAACACUUUCCCUCGAGCUCAUGAUGGCCAUGAAGUUUCAUCGGUAGUUUUCUCACGAAAUGGUAAAUACGUUCUCUCCUCUGGUAAAGAUUCACUGGUUAAACUUUGGGAACUCUCGAUGUCUCGAUGUUUAAUCGCAUACACGGGAGCCGGAACAGCGGGUAAACAAAUGCAUCGAGCACAAGCAGUUUUCAAUCAUACCGAAGAUUUCGUCCUAUUUCCCGAUGAAAGGACAACCAGUCUCUGUGUGUGGGACUCGCGAAACGCUGAAAGACAAAAGCUCCUGAGUUUAGGACAUAAUAAUACCGUUAGAUAUUUCAUCCAUUCACCUGUAUCACCAGCAUUUUUAACCUGUUCAGACGAUUUUAGAGCAAGAUUUUGGUAUCGAAAACCUGAUCCAAUCAAUUGAAUGAUUCAAUAGCAAUUCAUUUAGCAUUUGUGACAUUCUGUUUAGGAGUAAAAUUAGUUGUUCAAUUAGAUAAAAUUCAAAAUUUCCACUGGCCA
Molecule: messenger RNA, 1536 nt
Organism: Panonychus citri (citrus red mite)
Lineage: Eukaryota; Metazoa; Arthropoda; Arachnida; Trombidiformes; Tetranychidae
Gene: CstF50
Product: cleavage stimulation factor subunit 1-like
Exons: 3
Coding region: 143-1441 (432 amino acids)
Biological process (GO): mRNA 3'-end processing
Cellular component (GO): mRNA cleavage stimulating factor complex
Molecular function (GO): RNA binding; protein binding
Source: RefSeq, a predicted model, not a curated record